AUGUUCAUGUUUGGCUAUUCAACAACACUUGUAGCACUCUUCAGCUUCCUAUAUCUUUGUCAGAGACGUCGCCGCAACAACUCCCCCUUAACAAAUUGGCCUUUCCUCGGUAUGUUACCACAAGUCCUAUGUAAUUUGUCACAAAUACACGAUUUCAUAACCGAGGCAUUGAAACCACAAGGUGGCACUGGAGAGUUCCUAGGACCUUGGUUCACCAACAUGAACUAUUUGGUCACUAGUGACCCCACCAAUGUGCACCACAUAAUGAGCAAGAGUUUCGAUAACUACAUAAAAGGGCAUGAGUUUCGUGAAAUUUUUCAAGCUUUUGGAGAUGGCAUAUUCACUGCUGAUUCAGAGACAUGGAAAUACAACAGGUCUUUGUUCCAUUCUUUGUUUAAACAGAGAAGCUUUGAGGUGUUUCUAGAGAAAACCAUUCAAAAGAAGGUGCAAAACAACCUACUUCCAAUACUGGAUCAUGUACACCAACAAGGGAUUGUGGUGGAUUUACAAGAUGUCUUCAACCGCUUCACAUUUGAUAACAUAUGCUCCAUAGUUUUAGGGUAUGAUCCUAAUUGUCUUUCCAUUGACUUUCCUGAAGUUGCAUGUGAGAAAGCCUUUAACGAAGCUGAAGAGUGCAUAUUCUAUAGACACGUAGUGCCAACCACUGUUUGGAAGUUACAAAAGUGGCUUCAAAUUGGUCAAGAAAAGAAAUUGACAAAAGCAUGCAAAACGUUUGACCAAUUCUUAUAUGCAUGUAUAGCAUCUAAACGCCAAGUGCUAAGCAAAUGCACCAAAAAUGAAAUGGCUGAGGCUCAAGUUGACUUGCUAACAGCUUUGAUGAGAGAAGAAAAGGGACAUGCACUUGAUGACAAGUUCCUAAGAGAUUCGGCAUUUAAUCUUUUUGUAGCUGGGAGAGAUACCAUAACUUCAGCUCUUACUUGGUUCUUUUGGCUUGUUGCUACACACCCAUUAGUGGAAUCCAAGAUUCUUGAAGAGAUCAAAGAUAAGUUUGGUGACAAGGAAGAGAAAUCAGGGGGUUUUGGUGUGGAAGAUGUGAAAAAGCUAGUUUAUCUUCAUGGUGCUAUAUGUGAAGCGUUGAGGCUUUUUCCUCCUAUUCCUUUUGAGCGCAAGCAAUCAAUAAAGGCUGAUAUACUUCCAAGUGGACACAGUAUUAAUCCCAAUACAAUGAUCUUGUUUUCUUUGUAUGCAAUGGGGAGAUUUGAAGAUGUAUGGGGAAAAGAUUGUUCGGAGUUCAAGCCAGAAAGAUGGAUAUCUGAAAGAGGAGGCAUUGUUUAUGCACCAUCUUACAAAUUCGUUAGUUUUAAUGCUGGACCCAGGACCUGUUUGGGCAAAGAAUUAUCCUUCAUUCAAAUAAAAAUGGUGAUAACUGCUAUUUUGUGCAACUAUCGUAUCCAUGUGGUGGAAGCUAAUCCUAUCAUCCCAAGCCAUUCAAUUGUACUUCUAAUGAAGCAUGGUCUCAAGGUUAGGAUAACCAAAAAGGGAAUUUGA
Molecule: messenger RNA, 1509 nt
Organism: Abrus precatorius (Indian licorice)
Lineage: Eukaryota; Viridiplantae; Streptophyta; Magnoliopsida; Fabales; Fabaceae
Product: alkane hydroxylase MAH1-like
Exons: 1
Coding region: 1-1509 (502 amino acids)
Molecular function (GO): heme binding; iron ion binding; monooxygenase activity
Source: RefSeq, a predicted model, not a curated record